GCUCCGCCUUUGCCGCUGAGGGGCGCCUGGCGCUGAUUGGCUGAGAUUGCCUGUCGGUCACUCCCUGACGGAGGAGGGGAGGGGGCUGCCCUGCCCGGUUCGGGGCUUGGCAGCAGGUUCAGUUGCGCCGCAGCGGCAGCAGCGAGAGAAGCUGUGAGGUGGCGGAGGCGGCCGGGAAGAAGGAGGGAAAGAAAGCAUCAGCCACGCAGGGGAAAGCAGAUCCCAAGUUCUUCGCCAUCCACUUAACAGGACUAUCCCAAGAACAGUGGAAGGAAAGAGUUUUCGGUGCUGGCUGGGCCUAGAACUGAUGGCAGACAAUGUCUACAACUAACAACAUAGCCCAGGCCCGGAAGUUGGUCGAGCAGCUGCGCAUUGAAGCUGGCAUCGAGAGGAUAAAGGUCUCCAAAGCAUCCUCCGAGUUAAUGAAUUAUUGUGAGCAGCAGGCCAGGAACGACCCUCUGUUGGUUGGCGUUCCUGCUUCUGAGAACCCCUUCAAGGACAAGAAGCCAUGCACCAUCCUAUAGCUUGGUCCUCGCCUGCAUGUUUGCUCUCUGUCUCUCUGUCUGUCUCUCAGGCAAGGCGCCAGCCUGCACCGAUUUAAAGCCGAGUCACGCAAACUUUCAAAACUGCGCAGAGGGGUAAGGACUGGGAGCUCAAGCUUAGCUGGCAGUCCACAAAACUUCUCUUUAAAAAAGAAAAAUCUAAAAAGUGUUCACAAAUCCAAGGUCCACCUCUGAUCCCAAGAAGGGUUCCAAUUUUAAAAACAAAGCCAAGGUUCUGCUUAAAGGGAGGGGGGAGCAGAGGAAAGGGGCAUCUGUUUUUAAUACAGCACUAACUUUUGGAGAGAUGGGGCCAAGCCUGGAUUCACAGCCACUGACUUCACUUUGACCUGGCCUCUGUCUUGAGAGAUGAGACCAGAGCCGGGUGUGCGUGCGCAUGUGUUUUAUUGUAUAAAACUAAUAUUUUCAAGUGUCGGAAUACAGAAUUUAUGCCACGGGGUGCAGGCCAGUGGGAGACGGGGCACAAGAUGUGCAGGAGCCAUAUUCUGCGGGGUCAUUGUAUGAAAAUCAUGAAACGUUCUGUCCAUUCCCAGAUGUGCCAUGUGGCUGGGAAGCACCAUGUUACUGUACAGUGUGUGUAAACAGCAGGGACCAAAGCUGUGUCCCUGCAAUGUGGGGGGGAUUGGCCAGUGACCUGUUCCAUAGUAAACUCUUUAGCUUCAUAGGAGAGCAGAUUUCAUUUCAAGGAGCAAAGAGAUGGAAAAAAGGGUCCUUUGUUUGCCAUCAGAUCACCUUUGGAGAACACCUUUUCCCUGCCUCUUGCUCUAGUGCUGCUGGCUUUAUUCCCCGUCCUCUCCCACAUGUGGAUGGUGCAGAUAAUUCUCUCUCACGGAGCCCUCGCUUUUAACUUCCCUUCCUUGUCCUCCUGUCAUAAGAGCCCUUCCUUCGUUCCAGUAAUCUUCAUAGAGUUAAAUUUGGAAGGCCCACUGUUUGUGUCCGUCUGCUAUACCAAGCUCCCUUUCCAAGGAAGGGCAUGCAUGCGUACGCUAGCUGAACUCUGGAAAGACAAGCAAGUGGUAGAGAAUGGAGAUUCUUGGCCAGUCCAUUCCUGCACAGAGGAAACAGCCGACGGACCAGCUGCUUGUUUGCUGAGGUCCAGCAGCUUCGAAAGCCCUCUCUGUUUAUGGAUGUGAGGAGCCUACCAGGGCCCACCUCCAGGGGGCCUUCUUUGCAAGAGCCCCCCUUGCUGCUCUCGCUGCUAGCUUGUGAGCAGUAGGCCUUUCUUUACCGUCCAUUUCCUGUAGCGGCGAGAGGAGCCUGCAUUUCCCACCUUCUGACCUGCGAUUGGUGCUCUGGCUCAUGGCUAGGUGACCAGCCUCAGAUGAGGGAGUCUUGAGCCGGCUUCUUCGUUACCAAAUAACACAUUUCCAAACUGGGAUAGGAUGCCUACAGACAAAGUUGCAGGGGAGCCUUCCUUUAAUAAUUGGUGUGAAGUUAUAGGAGGCCUGAAGGUUAGUGAAGGGUUGGAGACAGCCUGGUCUGCUUGGUGUCCCAAAUGGGGAAGUGAGGGGUGACUGCAAAACCUUCACUUGCCUUCGUGGACCAUCUUUGAUUCCAUUCUCCAUCUGAUUUUAAUAGCAGGGCGUUCCUCCGUCCCGCAGUUAACCAUGCUAAGCUGGGUGGGAUGAGCUGAGCCCCUAGCCCAGAUGUCCUAAUGGUGGUAAGAGAAAUGAGGGGCUUAAGAUCUUAAGAUGUGUGCAAGGUCCACGCUACAAAAUCCUCAGUGGUUGAGUAUGGCAAGAAUGGGCAGGCUUGACUUCAGCUUGAAGCACCAGAGAAUCUGCUUCCUCCAGUCAGAGGAGACAAAAAAAGCUCCUGACUUAGUGCUGUUGGGGGGGCGGGGGGCAGCUCGUUGCUGUCUGGUUUUGAACAGCUCUGUGGCCCUCUUUUAUCUUUUUCGUGGCACAGGGAUGUAUAUGCUGCUGACGGGUUGCAUUUGAUGCCUCACAAGGACAUUUAUAUCGCUAGUGGACUAGAACAGCCCAUGUACUUAACAAAUAUUCCCUGAAACCCAUCAUCUUGUGACAUGAGCAGAUGCUGCUUCCUCUCUCUCGCCUGCUAACAGCCUUUCAAUCCACACCUGCCAUUUCUAGCCAGCAGUCCUCAAGGAGGCCACCCCUCCAGUCAAUUCAUGUUUCCUCUGGAGCGAAACCUUUGGAACCGGCGAACGGCCUGUUUUCACUCUUGUCAGAGGGGAAGAGGAAGGCAGCUCGGUUGGGGGGUCGCAUUCUUCCCUCUCCCGUGAGGUGCUCGUUGCCCCAGAAGAGGCUUUCUCUUCUUCCAGCCUUAACCUCUCUUCUGCCAGGCAAGGUGCUACCAGGGAAAGAGCCCACCAGCCCUUGAACUCCAGGCUGGCUUCCUCAGGGGUGCUGCGUUUGAUCCACCCGGGGCUGGAGGGGAGGCUGCCAAAGCGGGAUUGCCAGAAACUCCUUUGUAGGCCCAUCUUUUCCGUCAUCAUUUCUUCCCAGGCUCUCUGCCACACUAGUUCCGACAGGCAGGUCACCUCUAUAGGCUGAGGGCGCUGGGGUGCAUUCCCCUGCCUGCCCCCUUUCGCGCUGCUGGAAAGAGGGUUUUAAGCAGUUGGGUGCUCAGCAGACAUACAGGUGGUGCUGGGUGAACCUUGGCCUGUGUAAUGAGAAUGCCCCCUCCCCCCCCCCCCGAGUCAUCAGGCCCCACUUUUCGGACGCGGGUAGGGUUCUUUGUGAUCUUUUCCAGGCCCAGCUUGAGAAGGAGGUGGGGGUACUGGGCAAGGGCUGCAAUAUGAGGAGGGGAGAAUGAGAAAGUAGGAGCACAUUGGAGGGGAACACGUGCCAAAUAAUUCAUCACAUGUGUCCUUUGAACUUGCCCUUCUUCGGCUGAGCUAUGCAAAAGGACUGUGAAAGAGAUGGGGGCCAAGGGAGACAGAACCUCCCCGUAUCACUGGCACAGGGCAGCUGGGCUCAGUGUGCUGAAUUUGCAGCAAAGCAGCGUCCCCGUCCCCCCCCCCCCAACCACCAGAUGUGUAGAACCGAAGGCAACAGCCUCCUUGUAGCGAACCAGUUGGCCUGGGUUGCUCAUGACUUGGGGGAGCAGGGAUGUUGAGGGGCCAGGCAGGGCUUGCAAAUCCUUGACUCGCUUGUUUUUUUAAUUAACUCUCCUUAUCUGAAUUCAAUGGGUGACUGUGACUUGUGGGUGGUUUUUUCUUUUUCUUUUAUAGAGCAUCAGUAUACGUGUAGAUUUACCGGUAGCAGCUUCGUACUUUGUGUGUCUCUCCAAAACAACACAGAGAACUAAGAACCCUUUUGUGGACUUUUUAAAGUGCUGUAUAAGGUAGAAAGGCAAGGGCAGGUGUCUGUGCGAGUCCCAGGAGAUGGGAGUUCCGUGCCUGGCAUUCUUGGUAUCGAGCUUUCUUCGGAGGGCUCCUUAGUUUGGAUGUCAACACCCUCCCACUUAGGAACUUCUGAAUUUGUUCUGAAAGAGAGAGAGAGAAAACUAAACUGGCUGACCGACAUCUUCCCCCUUUCAGAUGAGGGGGAGCCAUUUUGCACACAAGACUUUCAUAACUUGGAUUGGGGUGUGCACCAAUCCUCUGAAAAUCCUGGGGAUGGCUUGGAAACUCAUCCCUGCAGCCAGCCAAAAUGGUUGCAUCUCUCUCUCUCUCUCUCUCUCUCUCUCUCUCUCUCUCUCUCUCUCUCUGCUGCAAGACAGCUUGGCCUCACUUAUGGAGCAGCCCAAUACAAAAGGGGGAAACGUUAAUAAUCGUGGAGAAGUAGACGAUGUUUUUUGGCAGGCUGGUCGGAAAGACCCUGCGCCUCUUAACAUUUUCUGUUCUCCACAGUCGUCCAAGGUAACAGGAACCUCACUGUCGUCUUUUUCAUCCAGCCAUAUAGCUCGCUUAGCUAUGAAUUAUCCUUUGAGCUGCUUUGUUGCUUUCUUAAGGAAAAGAGGCCAAGUCUCCCCACCCUGGUGAUACACACAAAAAUAGAGCAGGAGCUCCCCCCCCCCUAUCCUAGCUGAGCAAGGCUACUUCUGUUCCAUGUCUUUUUUACCUGCAGGACUCUUUCAGGACGCCCUCCACAGACACCAACUGCUCCUUCUCUUUUGCCAAAACUUUAUUUCAAUGAGUACUUAAAAAGUUGAUCUUUUUUUUUUAAUUUAAUAAGGUUUUUUUUAAAAAAAACACACAUUUAUUUCAUAUUUUUUUGUAAAAGAAAAGAAAUUCCCAGCUUCAUGUUGGAUAUUUUGUGCUUUUAAUUUCUCUCUUUCUGGUUUAUUGUUCUCAUUUGCCAAAUCCUGAUAUCAUUGCCAAAAGCAAAUGGAAGUUCGUAAAGACUUUUAGGAAAGUUUUUAAAAAAAAUCUGUGUAUGUAAUUGUAGGCUUGAUCACCUUUCUCUCUAAUUUCUCCUCCUUUUUAAUUUUGUAAUUUCUUCAUAUUUCCAGUGUGCCAUAGACCAAUUUCUUGCACAGUGUUUAAUAUUUUGUGGAAUUGCUGUUUUAAGGGGGGAAAGUGAAUUGAUAACACACCGAAUUAAAAAAAGCCCUCACUUUU
Molecule: messenger RNA, 5088 nt
Organism: Eublepharis macularius
Lineage: Eukaryota; Metazoa; Chordata; Lepidosauria; Squamata; Eublepharidae
Gene: GNG7
Product: G protein subunit gamma 7
Exons: 5
Coding region: 318-524 (68 amino acids)
Biological process (GO): G protein-coupled receptor signaling pathway
Cellular component (GO): heterotrimeric G-protein complex
Molecular function (GO): G-protein beta-subunit binding
Source: RefSeq, a predicted model, not a curated record